Messenger RNA from Glarea lozoyensis ATCC 20868, 1845 nucleotides. RefSeq names its product DNase I-like protein. The record is from RefSeq and is a predicted model, not a curated record. Gene Ontology annotation, molecular function: catalytic activity. The coding region runs from base 1 to 1845 and encodes 614 amino acids. The transcript is spliced from 5 exons. Lineage: Eukaryota; Fungi; Ascomycota; Leotiomycetes; Helotiales; Helotiaceae.
AUGAAGUUUUCUCCUCUUGUUGCCAGCGUUUACGCUGCUCUUCAACUUUCACUUUCUUCCGCUCUCACAAUAAGCGAGAUCAAUGGACAUAAAUAUCUUUCUCCAUAUGCCGGACAGAAUGUGACUGCUGUCAAAGGACUUGUCACUGCAAAAGGACCAAGUGGUUUCUGGAUCAAAUCAACAACACUAGACUUAGACCCCCGAUCCUCAAACUCAAUCUACGUAUUCAGCAGUUCAGCAGGCCGAAACCUCACCGUAGGAGACAUAAUCACCCUCGAUGCAACCGUCCUCGAAUAUCGCUCUUCCUCAGCAUAUAUCUACCUAACCGAGCUCACCACUCCCUCCAACGUUGUCCGUAUCUCAAGCGGCAACAAAGUAACCCCAAUAGUAAUCGGAGAAUGGCUACUCAAAUGGCCACCGACCGAGCAAUUCUCCUCCCUAGACAACUGGGACGUCUUUGGUCUUCCAAACAACGCUAGUCAACUAUCGGUCAAGAACCCAAGUUUGAAUCCAUUAAUCUACGGCUUAGAUUUCUGGGAGAGUUUAAGUGGUGAACUGGUUACCGUCAAAAGACCAAAGGCCGUAGCGAAACCAAGUAGUUUUGGUGAUACCUGGGUGACUGGCUCUUGGAGAGUAUCUGGACGGAAUAAGCGAGGUGGUUUGACUUCCACAGAUCGAGAUUCCAACCCCGAAGCAAUCCUCAUAGGCUCCCCCCUCGACGGAACCCCCAACCCAAAAACCACCCGUCUCGGCGACGACCUUGCUGAAAUCACUGGUAUCGUCACCCAGGCAUUCGGAUACUACCGCAUUCUCCCCCUCACAGCCCUCAGCGUCACCGGCUCCCAAUCCCCAGACGUAGCACCGGUCACAACUUUCACCUCCGGCGGUUCCUGCAGUAAACUUACCAUCGGCUCCUACAACGUCGAAAACCUAACUCCGAAAUCCUCAUACCUGCCUUCGAUAGCAAGUCACAUAGUAAACUACCUGAAAACACCUGAUCUAGUAUUCCUCCAAGAGAUUCAAGAUGAUAACGGCGCUACCAACAACGGCGUCGUAUCAUCCAACCUCACCCUCUCAACCCUCAUCGCCUCCAUCUACAACCAAUCCGGCACCACCUACGCCUACACCUACAUAUCCCCCAUCAAUCUCGCCGACGGCGGCGAACCCGGUGGUAACAUCCGCGUCGCGUACCUGUACAAACCCACUCUCCUUCGUCUCUCGCCCGGAGCUCAAAUUGGCGGCUCACUCGACGCCAACGUCGUCCUCCCCGGGCCAUCCCUUCAAUACAACCCUGGACGCAUCGAGCCCUCAAACGCAGCAUGGACGGCGUCCCGAAAACCGUUGGCGGCCCAGUGGGAGACGCUGGAUGGGAAGAAUAAGUUCUUCACUGUGAAUGUGCAUUUUGGAUCCAAGGGCGGGAGUAGCUCGAUUGAAGGCGAUUAUAGACCGCCCGUAAACGGUGGGAUUGAGGAUCGUGAAGCUCAGGCUAACGUUACAGCCACAUUCAUCUCCCGCAUCCUCGCCCUCGACCCCUCAGCCCGUAUAAUCGCGUCCGGAGAUUUCAACGAAUUCGCAUUCGUCUCGCCCAUAGAAACAUUCCAAUCCAUCUCCAAACUACAAGAUCUAGACGUCGUAGCGGGGAUCCCGGAGGUGGAGCGGUAUAGUUAUCUCUUCGACAUGAAUUGUCAGGAGCUGGAUCACAUGUUUGUGAGUCCUGCGAUUGCGAAAAAGAAGGGGAGGGGAGGCGUGGAGUUUGAGCAUGUGCAUGUGAAUACGUGGAGUAGCGUUGCCGGGCAGAUUAGCGAUCAUGAUCCUGCGGUUGCGAGGUUGGAUUUGUGUCAGUGA